AUGCUCCACUUACUAUAUAAAUCAAGUUACGUAUUCAUGCUUUUCUAUUAUGCUAUCAUACCGUUGGGUUAUUUAACGAAGUGGUGGGUCACAAUUGAGAAAAUGAAGGGUAACAGCACAAUUUUGGUGACAGGAGGUGCUGGCUAUGUAGGAUCUCACACUGUAGUGGAGCUUCUAAACAAUAACUAUACUGUGAUAGCCGUAGAUAACUUAGUUAAUUGCUAUUCCAGUGGAAAUGAGAAACCGGAGGCACUGAAGAGGGUGGAAAAAAUUACAGGGGAAACUGUUACAUUUUAUGAUAUUGAUAUCAGAGACAAGGAAGCUUUGGAUAAAGUUUUCAAGACUCACAAAAUUGAUGCAGUCAUUCACUUUGCUGCUCUCAAAUCUGUUGGAGAGUCUGUUCAAAUCCCCCUUACAUAUUACCAAAAUAACAUUGGGGGGUCUAGUACACUUUUUGAGGUUAUGGCAAAUAAUGGAGUGAAGAAAUUAGUGUUUUCUUCUUCUGCAACAGUUUAUGGAGAUCCUCAAUUCUUGCCAAUUACUGAGUUGCACCCUACAGGCCAGGGUUGCACAAAUCCUUAUGGAAAAACCAAAUACUUUGUUGAGGAAAUUUUAAAAGAUUUGUGUACCUCAGAUCAAGAAUGGAAAGUAGUUUUACUCAGAUACUUCAACCCAGUUGGGGCCCAUGAGUCAGGUCUCAUUGGAGAAGACCCUUCUGGAAUACCUAACAAUCUCAUGCCAUACAUUGCUCAGGUCGCCGUUGGACGUCGUGAAAAACUCCAAGUUUUCGGCGCGGACUAUCCCACAGUCGACGGCACAGGAGUCCGGGACUACAUCCACAUCACCGAUCUGGCCAUAGGCCAUCUCAAGGCACUCGAGCGCAUGUUCUCGCCUUGCUUCAAGUCUUGGAAAGCUUACAACCUCGGCACCGGUAGAGGAUACUCUGUCCUCGAGAUGGUCAAGGCUUUUGCGAAAGCGUCCGGGAAACCAAUCAACCAUGAAAUAGUUGGUAGAAGAGGCGGAGACAUUGCUGAGUGUUACGCUGACGCAACUUUGGCCAAAAUUGAUCUGGACUGGGUAGCAACUAGGGACAUUGAAGCAAUGUGCAGGGAUACUUGGAACUGGCAGAAAAAGAACCCUAAAGGCUUCCACAGCUCUUGA
Molecule: messenger RNA, 1161 nt
Organism: Phaedon cochleariae (mustard beetle)
Lineage: Eukaryota; Metazoa; Arthropoda; Insecta; Coleoptera; Chrysomelidae
Source: the annotation of a GenBank genome assembly